AUGUCCCAUUUUGUGCUGUUUCAGUGGAUUACAAUACAGAUCUUUAUAGCCCACACCUCAUCUGAUGCUGUUAUUAGAGGAGUAAUAGGACAACCUGUUCGAUUGCCUUGCUUCUACCAGGUGCCACAACAUAAGGGUGUCUAUGAUAUGUGCUGGGGCAGAGGCCCAUGCCCAAAUUCAAAGUGCAAUAACAACAUUUUGCACACCACUGGGAAUAGGGUGACGUUCAGAAAAUCUCAGAGAUACAAUCUCCAGGGCUAUAUUUCUUACGGAGAUGUGUCUCUCACAAUUGGGAAAGUGAAGGCAGAAGAUGCAGGUACAUACUGCUGCCGUGUAGAGAUCCCGGGUUGGUUCAACGACAUCAAACGGAACAUGCGACUGGAGGUGGUCAGAGCCCCUCCAGUGAGGACAACCACCACAAGAAAGGCUCCCAUUUCCCCCAAACAUUUUAGAAAAACAACUUUUGCUCCCCAAGCAACCUCUGAUCAUCAAGCAACAGAAGAAACUGCUGUCCUCCUGACAACCACCAUCCCCCCAGCAACAACUGCAACCUCUGAGUCUCCAGCAGUAGUUACACUAGAGACCAUUGCUGCCUCAACAUUUGCUGUGACAGCAAAUGACACUUUUCCAGACACUAUGGUGACAACUAGUGCUCUCACAGAUUUUUCAACUGGUUUCCAAGCAGCUGACAUGAGGACUGAAGAUGAUGAUGAGUUCUGCUCAGCAGACUCUGUCCCUUUUCUGGGAGAUACAAAGGUCACUAUUGAAUUCCCAAGUACACUUCCAACUGCAAUGGAAACUAAAAGUUCUGACACUUCCCUCAUGGUGGAAGACCUGCCAACUACUGCAACAACCCCGCCAGUGCCAACCACGCUUCAGACCCUGACGAGAACCUUUGCUCCUUCAGUGAUUUCAGGAAGUGCAGAUGGCAAGGCUGAGGAACAUGAUGGUAACAAACAUAAGUGGAUAGAGCCAAAGCCUGUGACCAUCCCAUCUGAAUUGGACACUUCAGAAAAACCUCAUCCCCCUGACAGCCCUUUUCCCAGCUAUGCCAUUCUCAUUGCCUGUCUCAUAGUGGUGCCCGUUCUUGUCAUACUGAUGCUCUCAUUGUUGUUUUGGAAACGUAAACACACAAAGAAGUUUAUAAUAAAAAGGUAA
Molecule: messenger RNA, 1158 nt
Organism: Antrostomus carolinensis (chuck-will's-widow)
Lineage: Eukaryota; Metazoa; Chordata; Aves; Caprimulgiformes; Caprimulgidae
Product: hepatitis A virus cellular receptor 1 homolog
Exons: 10
Coding region: 1-1158 (385 amino acids)
Biological process (GO): apoptotic cell clearance; cytoskeletal rearrangement involved in phagocytosis, engulfment
Molecular function (GO): phosphatidylserine binding
Source: RefSeq, a predicted model, not a curated record